Drosophila albomicans is the source of this 1014-nucleotide messenger RNA. It is a transcript of the gene viaf, whose product is annotated as viral IAP-associated factor homolog. Gene Ontology annotation, cellular component: cytoplasm. NCBI's taxonomy places the organism in Eukaryota, Metazoa, Arthropoda, Insecta, Diptera, Drosophilidae. Gene Ontology annotation, biological process: protein folding. The record is from RefSeq and is a predicted model, not a curated record.
GGUCACACUCCGGCACGUUGUUGAAGAUUAGUCACUUGCAUAUUAUUUUUAGUUUACAAGAUAUUUAUUUAAAGAGGAGUACUUCCAAGUAUUUAAUAAUAAUUUUUAGUAGUGCUGCCCUAAAUAGAAUAAACUCAUAAAAAUGCAGGAUCCCAAUGAAGAUACUGAGUGGAAUGAUGUGCUGCGCGCAAAGGGAAUCAUUGGACCGAAACAAAAGGAGGCCGAGAUCACAGAAGAUCAGAUCCAAGCGUUAAUGGAUGAUGCCAUCCAGCGACGCACAGAUCUGCCACCCCAGGAGGGACAACGCGAUAAGAAGAUCGAUGACAUGUCACUGGAUGAACUGGACGAACUUGAAGAUUCCGAGGAUGAAGCUGUGCUAGAGCAGUAUCGGCAACGUCGCAUAGCUGAGAUGCGCGCCACAGCGGAGAAGGCGAGAUUUGGCAGUGUGCGAGAGAUCUCCGGCCAGGAAUAUGUCAAUGAGGUGACAAAGGCGGGCGAAGGCAUCUGGGCGGUGCUGCAUCUGUAUGCCAAUGGUGUUCCACUUUGUGCCCUCAUCCAUCAUCAUAUGCAAAACCUUGCCGUGCGCUACCCACAAACGAAAUUCAUGCGCUCCGUGGCAACGACGUGCAUACCAAACUUUCCAGAGAAGAACCUGCCCACCAUAUUCAUCUACUACGAGGGAGCGCUGCGCAAGCAGUUUAUUGGUCCGCUCGAGCUGCGUGGCGAGAAAUUAACGGUGGAGGAGCUGGAAUUUAUGUUGGGCCAGGUGGGUGCUGUACCCACCGAAAUUAAGGAGGAUCCACGACCACAAAUCAGGGAUAAAAUGCUGGCAGAUUUGGAAGAUAAGAGUGCGGACUUUUAUUAACUAAUGAGCGUCAACUAACUCAAUUGUCAUGCAUCUAUUCAUAUAAUUUUUAAAUUUCUUAUUUAAUAUCGUCUCUAGUACAAUGGAGACGACGUGUUGUGCAUUUGUUAACAAAAUAAAAUCCAUUUCAUUUGUUUUUUCUACCUGAA